Molecule: messenger RNA, 516 nt
Organism: Acanthamoeba castellanii str. Neff
Lineage: Eukaryota; Discosea; Longamoebia; Acanthamoebidae
Product: delta5 fatty acid desaturase
Exons: 2
Coding region: 1-516 (171 amino acids)
Biological process (GO): lipid metabolic process
Cellular component (GO): membrane
Molecular function (GO): oxidoreductase activity, acting on paired donors, with oxidation of a pair of donors resulting in the reduction of molecular oxygen to two molecules of water
Source: RefSeq, a predicted model, not a curated record
AUGGGUAACGAGGCCUCCACCACGGGUGGACCCAAGGUGGGCUACCACGUACUAAAGCUCCUGCCCACGAGCGCCGCGUUGACCAUGAUGGCCCUUUACUGGAGCGGCCAGGGCCUCGGCUACGCACUCAACAUCAUUCCCAACCACGACACCUACGAGACGCACUCGCUCGUGAGCGUCCCCUCGAACGGCCUGCGCGACUGGGGCGAGCAGCAGCUGCUCGGCAGCGGCAACCACACCACCGACGGCGGCCUGUGGAGCACCAUCGUGGCCACGCUCUGGGGCGGCAUGAACUUCCAGAUCGAGCACCACCUCUUCCCCUCCGUCUCGCACGUGCAUUACCCGGCCAUCUCCAAGAUCGUCCGCGAGACGUGCGCCGAGUUCAACUUGCCCUACACCACCCACUCGUGGUUCCACGCCAUCCGCUCCUUCGGCAAGAUGCUCGUCGCCCUCUCUCUGCGCUCCUCCUACCGUCCCUCCGAUGCGCCGCCGCCCAAGCAGCGCAAGCAGGACUAA